UCCCUCUCUCUCUCUCUCUCUCUCUCAGAGGCAUGGCAACCAACGAUCAGCUGUUGGUUUCCUUGGUUUCCGAUAUCAAAUCCUACACAGGCAAAGACCCUCUUCUCCCUUGGCUCCAAGGCAUUCGGAAGAUGAAGGAAUCACUUUCUCCUCAUAUUCUAAAGGAGAAGCUCCCUCGAUUCCUGCAGAGAUGUGCUCACACCUUCGAAUCCGACAGGCGCUACCGCAACGACCUGCGAUACCUUCGAGUCUGGAUUCAACUGAUGGAUUUCGUGGAUGAUCCAAAAGUGCUUCUGAGAAGGAUGGAAGAGAAUCAGAUCGGACCUAAACGGGCCAUCUUUUACCAGGCAUAUGCUCUCUACUAUGAGAAACUCAAGAAGUUCGAAGAAGCUGAGAAGAUGUAUCAUUCGGGUGUACAAAACCUUGCAGAACCUGUUGGGGAGUUACAGAAAUCGUAUGAGAAGUUCCUUCAUCGUAUGGAGCUGUACAAGAAGCGGAAAACUAAACAGCAGGAAGGGAGAGCUGUGAGAAGUGCUAAGAGCAUUCCUCUCAGUGUUAGGGACACAAAUAUCAUCGAGAACCAACAUAAUGUAGCUAAGGAAAAUCCCAUGAAGGUUAUGGAAAAGAGGCCGUCUUUAGCUGAUGAAGGCCGGAAAAAUUCUACGAACCAUAGGAGUAAGACAAUGGAAAAAUCCACCUCUUCUUACCCUCCUGCUCAACAUCAAAAGAACAUCGGCAUGGAACUGGAUAAACCAACCUCAUUUUGUGGCGACGACACAGUCGUGGUGAAGUUUGUGGGGUCCGCAAUCGUGGGGAAGGCCGAAGCUGAAGAAGCCUGCCAUCAUGGUCUCGUGGACCCCACAAUCAAUAUGAAAGAGGCCAUGAAUGCUAUAAACAGCAUGUUUCGGGAGCCUUUAGAGCCUGAGCCGAACGAUAGAAGAAGAAGAUCACAGAGAAAUCAGCCCGAUGUGAAUCAGCCUGCGAGUAGCGGGUUUGAGGUGUUUGUCGAUGAAAGCAGUGACAAUGGGGCCAGGUUGACUGAUCAGAAAACCAACGGUCGUGAAUUGCCUAAUGCUGCAAAGGGUGCUUCCCAUUUCAUGUCUAGAACUGAAGUACAGAAGCCUCACCAAGAAAUGCUCGAAAUAUAUUGUGAUGAUGGCAGCGAUGAGAGUGAUAGUUUGGCAUGCAAUAAAGGUCCUGUGUUAUCUGUUCGUCCAUCGAAUGUUUGCAAUGAUCAAUAUAAACUGAGGGAUGAUACAGUCGUCUGCCGAUUCGUGGGGUCCACUGUCUUUGGUGAGCCCGAGGUGGAAAACGCUUGCCACCACGGCUUAGUGGACCCCACAAUCAACAUGAAGGAGGCUAUGGAUGACAUAAACAGCAUGUUUGGGAAGCCACUGGAUUUUGUCAGGGCCAAUAGAUCAAAGAAGCAAGGCACAUUAUCAGUUAAGAAGCAAGAUAGUAAUACUGGGUUCUCCAUAUUCACUGAUGAUGAUUUGGGACAGCAGCAACAGCAGAAAAAAACAACAUCCUACCCAUCCAAAGUUGUAGGCAGGGAAUGUGAUCUGUUCGAGCCAACAUUGUUUACGAAGGAGGCCAUGGAUGAGAUAAAUGAAAUGUUUGGUAAGCCAUUGGAUUUCUAGCAAGGGCCAAGCUUAGUUCAAGAACUUAAAAUUACAUGAUUUGAUUACUAAAGAGUGAUACAAGAUUCCUCCAUUUACAGCAGUUGUAUUUUUAUCGCAUGCUCUCCAAUGGUUGAGAUGUAUUCUAGAUUCCGUCAACUCGAUCACCACACUUAAAUGUGUUACUAAUGUUGUGGGAAUCAAACCGGAGAUUGGAAGGUGUGGCCAUUGAAGCAGAUGGUAGAUCUUAGCUCCUAUUGCCGAUGCGAUCAAGGUGAACAUACAUUUGCUUAUAUUUCUUUCCUUGUUACUCCAUGUUUUAGUUAGUAAGCAUUUCGUUGUACCAAUUAUCAUGAUAUUUCAUGAUUAAUCAGUCUGAUUUGGUGUGAAAAAUAUCAUGAAAUUUCAUGAUAUU
Messenger RNA from Magnolia sinica, 2034 nucleotides. RefSeq lists its product as uncharacterized. NCBI's taxonomy places the organism in Eukaryota, Viridiplantae, Streptophyta, Magnoliopsida, Magnoliales, Magnoliaceae. Gene Ontology annotation, biological process: meiotic sister chromatid cohesion, centromeric; mitotic spindle assembly checkpoint signaling. The transcript has 6 exons. The coding region runs from base 33 to 1640 and encodes 535 amino acids. The record is from RefSeq and is a predicted model, not a curated record. Gene Ontology annotation, molecular function: protein kinase activity.